This is a messenger RNA of Myzus persicae (green peach aphid), 1648 nucleotides long. RefSeq names its product repetitive proline-rich cell wall protein 2-like. The transcript is spliced from 2 exons. The record is from RefSeq and is a predicted model, not a curated record. The coding region runs from base 54 to 1394 and encodes 446 amino acids. NCBI's taxonomy places the organism in Eukaryota, Metazoa, Arthropoda, Insecta, Hemiptera, Aphididae.
CCACAAUUGAUCAUCAUUCACAUUCAGAUAGGUCUGCGAUCAACACACAUACAAUGAAAGUAAUAUUGUUUUCUGCAACGUGCGCAUUUGCGCUGUGCACUUACGCCUUGGCCGUUGAACAACCUGCUAAAAAUACAAAAUCAGACGAAUCCCAAUCCAAGAGAAGCGUAUCCGAAUUUAACUACGGAUUCGGUGGCUCUGAAAUCGCGAGCGGUGGCUACGGGCACGGUGACUUCAGUGCCGGACACGGGGACUUCAAUGCCGGAUUCAGUGGCUUCAGUGCUGGACACGGUGACUUCAGUGCUGGACACGGUGACUUUAGUACCGGACACAGUGACUUCAAUGCCGGCCAAGCUGAUUUCGGUGGAGAAUACGCGUACGGAGGCCACCAACAAUCGUCGUACCAACAUCACGUACCCGUCAAGACCAUAACCAAAAAUGUGCCACAGCCAUACCCCGUGGAAGUAGCCAAACCAUACCCUUACCCAGUGAAGGUGGCCGUUCCCGUUGACAGGCCGUACACCGUGGAAGUGCCCAAGCCAUACGCCGUGCACGUGGAAAAACCAUACCCCGUCAAAGUUCCAGUGCCCCAUCCAUACCCCGUUGUCAAAGAAGUUCAUGUACCGUACAAGGUGCCCGUAGAUCGCCCAUAUCCAGUUCACGUGGACAAACCAUACCCCGUGUACGUCGAGAAGCGUGUGCCGUACCCAGUAGAGAAGGCUGUCCACGUACCAGUUAAAGUACCGGUCGACCGCCCUUACCCGGUGCACGUACCAGUCGAGAAGAUCGUACCGUAUCCUGUUGAAAAGCCAUACCCAGUCAAAGUGGCCGUUCCCGUCGACAAGCCGUACACCGUGGAAGUGCCCAAGCCAUACGCCGUGCACGUGGAAAAACCAUACCCCGUCAAAGUUCCAGUGCCCCAUCCAUACCCCGUUGUCAAAGAAGUUCAUGUACCGUACAAGGUGCCCGUAGAUCGCCCAUAUCCAGUUCACGUGGACAAUCCAUACCCCGUGUACGUCGAGAAGCGUGUGCCGUACCCAGUCGAGAAGGCUGUCCACUACCCGGUCAAGGUGCCAGUUGACCGUCCCUACCCAGUGCACGUACCAGUCGAAAAGAUCGUACCGUACCCGGUCGAGAAGCCCGUCCACUACCCGGUCAAGGUUCCCGUCGAACGCCCAUACCCCGUUCCAGUGGUGAAGAGUAUCCCAUAUCCGGUCGAGAAGCCAGUGCCAUAUCCAGUGGUCAAGGAAAUCCCGUAUCCAGUCAAAGUUCCCGUCAAAUACGAAGUAAAAGUACCGUACCCAGUCAAGACUCACCAGCCAGAACACCAUUACGAACACCACCAGGAACACCACGGAGAACACGAUUACCAUCAUGGUAGCAGCGGAUAUUAAUUCAACUCAAGUCUCAUUCUAGUCACAUCCGAGCCCAAAGUUACCGGUUUACGUAUGUUAUGUGUACAAGUAUGGUACCUAUGUCAUACUUAUACGAUGUAAUUAUGUAAAGAUUUGUAUUUAAUAUGUUUAUUUUACUGUAUCUUGUAAUCGAAGCGUGUGAGAAUAAUAUUUUGAAUAUUUUCUUUUUUAAAAGUGAAAAGAUCUCGAAAGUUGUGUCGCCGCAAUAAUAUUAUACCAAACCUGGUGUUUAA